AUGCUACUAAUGAAGGGGAAAGAAGUGGUUGAUAGAAAGGGAGAAAAAACAGCAUUUUCUGAUGCAAAGUUGCGGGAAUAUGUCCAAUCGUUGAUGUUUGGAUUGAAUGCGGAGUUUGUGAAGACAGAUGAGAUCGUUGAUAAAGUCAUUCUGGGGUUACCAGACUUGAUCAGCAUUGACGAAUUGAUUGACCUGACUUCUGAGACAGUAGCAUCACUGGUGACGGUACAUCCAGACCAUUCGUUGCUCGCAUCGCGCAUAUGUUCCAAAUACCUGCAGAGUUGCUGUGCCAGAAGUUUCAGCGAGAGCAUAGAGCUGCUGAAAAAUAGGAAUUUCUCAAAUUUCCGGCGGACCAAGCCUCUGGUUUCUGAAAUGUUGUACAACACAGUGAUGGAAAACCGAGAGAUUCUGGAUUCUGCCAUUGACCACUCCAGAGAUUUUGAUCUGACGUACCUGGGGCUGAAGACCCUGCAAAAGUCGUACCUACUGAAAUAUGAGGGCAAUAUAUUAGAAACACCUCAAUACUUGUUCAUGCGGGUAUCUCUGGGUAUUCAUGGAAAUGAAGUGAAUUCUGCACUUGAAACGUAUGAGCUCAUGUCGAAAAGAUACAUGAUUCAUGCUACACCAACGCUGUUCAACGCAGGUACGGAGAGGCCAUAUCUUUCUUCAUGUUUUCUGCUUGCUACAGAUGAUGAUUCCAUAGACGGAAUAUUUAAAACGUUACAUAAGGCGGCUCUCAUUUCGAAAGCUGCUGGAGGACUGGGGUUGCACAUUUCCAAUGUGAGGUCAGAAGGUGCGUACAUAUCGGGAUCAAACGGAGAGUCCAAUGGGAUAGUGCCCAUGUUGAGAGUAUUUAACAAUGCUGCCAGAUAUGUUGAUCAAGGAGGUAAUAAACGACCCGGAGCUUUCGCAAUAUACAUAGAACCAUGGCAUGCUGAUAUAUUUGAAUUCUUGCAACUGAAAAAGAACCACGGCAAAGAGGAGAGAAGGGCUAGAGAUCUUUUCUAUGCGCUAUGGAUACCCGACUUGUUUAUGGAGAAAGUGAGAAAUGACGAAGAUUGGUGUUUGUUUUCCCCAGACGAAUGCCCUGGGUUGAACGAUUGUUAUGGCGAAGAGUUCGUGAAGUUGUAUUCGCGGUACGAAGAGGAAGGGAGGUUCUUGGAGAAGGUUCGGGCCCAAAAACUUUGGAGCUCGAUAUUGGAGUCUCAGAUAGAGACAGGAACUCCUUUCAUGCUGUACAAAGAUGCUUGCAACCAGAAAUCAAACCAAAAGAACCUAGGAACAAUUAAGUCGUCCAAUUUGUGCUGUGAGAUAGUGGAAUAUUCCUCGCCAGACGAAACUGCUGUAUGCAACCUGGGAUCUGUGUGUACUCCCAUGUUUGUUGAAGAUGGCAUUUUCAAUUUCAAGAAGCUGCAUCGAGUAACCAAAGUGCUGGUGAGAAAUCUUGACAAAACCAUAGAUGUGGGAAUAUAUCCACUAAAGGAGGCACAAGCUUCGAACAAGCGCAAUAGGCCGUUGGCCGUUGGUGUAUUGGGUUUGGCUGACACUUUCAUGGCUUUGAAGAUCCCAUUCGACUCAGAUGAAGCAAAGAAACUGAAUAUUCAGAUAUUUGAAACAUUGUAUCAUGCUGCUUUGGAGGCUUCUGUUGAACUGGCAAAAGCUCACGGUCCAUACAGCUCAUUUGAAGGUUCGCCCGCUUCCUCAUCGCAACUUCAGUUUGACCUAUGGGAUGUCAAACCCUCAGCGAUGUAUGAUGAUUGGGAGAAGUUGAAGACCAACAUUGCAAAACACGGAUUGCGAAAUUCUUUGCUGGUUGCACCAAUGCCCACUGCGUCAACUUCCCAGAUCUUGGGAUUCAGUGAGGGGAUCGAACCAGUAGCUUCCAAUGUCUACUCGCGCCGCACCCUGUCAGGCGAGUAUCAGAUGGUGAACAAGUAUCUCGUCGAGGACUUGAUCAAACUCAAUAUGUGGAAUAGGAAAACCAAAAAUCAGAUAAUCAACGACAAUGGGUCGGUCCAAAACAUACACGGCCUAUCUGCCAACAUCAAGGCCACCUACAAAACUGUUUGGGAGAUAUCACAGAGAACCAUCAUAGACCUGGCUGCCGAUCGUGGUCCAUUUAUUGACCAGUCCCAGAGCAUGAGCCUGUUUUUGAAAGAACCAACAAAAUCAAAACUGAACGCAAUGCACUUCUAUGCCUGGGGGAGAGGUCUCAAGACGGGAAUGUACUAUUUGCGUUCACAGUCUGCAAGUUCUGCCAUCAAGUUCACGACGGAAGAACAGAUGAUAUCUUCAAAGAAACGAAAGAUGUUCAAAGAAUUGCUGACUCCAAAAUCUCCGGACAGCUCAGACACCGACCCCAGUGUUUGUUAUUUUGAAAACGAUUGCGAUGCCUGUUCAGGCUGA
Kuraishia capsulata CBS 1993 is the source of this 2406-nucleotide messenger RNA. RefSeq lists its product as uncharacterized. Lineage: Eukaryota; Fungi; Ascomycota; Pichiomycetes; Pichiales; Pichiaceae. The coding region runs from base 1 to 2406 and encodes 801 amino acids. The transcript has a single exon. Gene Ontology annotation, cellular component: ribonucleoside-diphosphate reductase complex. Gene Ontology annotation, molecular function: ribonucleoside-diphosphate reductase activity, thioredoxin disulfide as acceptor; ATP binding. Gene Ontology annotation, biological process: DNA replication; deoxyribonucleotide biosynthetic process. The record is from RefSeq and is a predicted model, not a curated record.